Molecule: messenger RNA, 1182 nt
Organism: Myxocyprinus asiaticus (Chinese sucker)
Lineage: Eukaryota; Metazoa; Chordata; Actinopteri; Cypriniformes; Catostomidae
Product: CCAAT/enhancer-binding protein beta-like
Exons: 3
Coding region: 123-725 (200 amino acids)
Biological process (GO): myeloid cell differentiation; regulation of transcription by RNA polymerase II; DNA-templated transcription
Molecular function (GO): RNA polymerase II cis-regulatory region sequence-specific DNA binding; DNA-binding transcription factor activity, RNA polymerase II-specific
Source: RefSeq, a predicted model, not a curated record
GAGGAAAUGAUGGUGUCAUGAUUGCUGAACUACCUGUAUAACGGAUGUUCUGGAAGGACACAGACAGUUUGUGCAUGAGAAAAGAGCGUUCAACAGAGUUGACGGAGCAGCGUUUAUAAACCAUGUCCAACAAUCCACCUUCCUCCAUCUGUAUGUUUACACCCCAAAAUCCGACCUCCCUCUCUCCGGACGGCACCCUGCCUGUGAACUCCGACUCCAGCGGUCUGACACUCAAUCAAAUGCCACAGAUGGACGGUGGUCUGUAUAGCCAGUCCACGGGCCCUCAAGGGUUUCCCAAGACACAAGACACCCGAAGCAUGGAACAAAUGAUGGGUUUCACCUACCCGCCCUAUUCUACCUGUCUCACUUCCUCAAACACAGAGAGAGCAUCACAACAGAAUCAGCAGGAUUAUUCACAGUUUCUUCUGCCCCCUCCGGCGUCCACCCUCCGGCUGCCCGGUCAGAAGAGAAGCCUGAGUAAAGACAGCAUCGAAUACCGCCUGCGCAGAGAGCGCAACAACAUCGCCGUGCGAAAGAGUCGCGAUAAAGCCCGCCGUUGUGUGCAGCUCACCCAGCAGAGAGUGCUGCAGCUGCAGGACGAGAAUCACCGACUGCAGCUGCACAUACAGCGUCUGUCACACGAUGUGGACGCGCUCAGACACUAUCUGCCACAGCGCCACCUACAGGUCAAAGAGCAGGACAUCGCAGGGAAAGACAACUGCUGAAUGCCUUUGGAGACUGGAGGUUUUUUUAAUUUAGAUCAUGAUAAAAUUAUUUGCGGCUUCUCGUCAAUUUUGUGAUUUUUGUCGAUGAUGAUUUGAUCUGCUUUUUUGAGUGGAUUUCUGGGCUCCUGGGAUAAUUUGCAGAGCUUACAUAUAAAUACCCAAUGUGUGGGAAUGAAUCCAUUGUGAGCAUAUUUGAGUCAUUAAACACAUUCCAGUUGCAAAAAAAAAAAAAAAAGCAAGGAAUCUUCUAUUUUGGAUUUUUUUGGGGGGGGUCACAGUGAACAUAGACAUUACAGCAGAUUAAGAAGCCAUUCAGAUGAAAAAUAAAUAAAUAAAAAUCUUUAAGCAUUGUAGUUAUGCUAAAGUUAAUAGUUAAAGCAUUGUAGAUAAAAGUGCUUAGAAAUGUGAGUUUUCUGUUUCACUUUAAAUAAAUCUUUAAACCUUGUAAAUAGCAUAA